AGGGUCGAGAGUGUGUGAACUGCGGGGCCACCUCGACGCCAUUGUGGCGCAGGGACGGCACGGGACACUACCUUUGCAAUGCCUGCGGACUCUACCACAAAAUGAACGGUCAGAACAGGCCGCUCAUUAAACCUAAGAGGCGACUGUCCGCGGCGCGGCGAGCAGGGACGAGCUGUGCGAAUUGUAAAACGACCACAACCACUCUCUGGAGAAGGAAUCAGAACGGUGAACCAGUAUGCAAUGCCUGUGGCCUCUAUUAUAAACUACACAAUGUAAACAGACCUCUUACGAUGAAGAAAGAAGGCAUCCAGACCAGGAAUCGCAAGCUUUCAUCGAAAAGUAAGAAAAAGAAAGGUGGUCUUGCAAUCCCGGAAUGUCUGAAGCCCCUCGACAAGCCCUUCUCCAGCUUUGGCCCUGCGGGACAGCUCGGCUCUAUGUCCUCAAUGUCAGUGACCAUGAACCAUUACAUGCAUCAGGGCAACAUGCCCAUAUCCAUGGCGGGAUCCUUCGUCACGUCGCCGCCCAUGCACAUGAACAGCGCCCCUGGACUCUCUAGCCUGUCCCUCAGCUCGAGCGGCGCCCCCCUGCAACUAGGCACAGGUGGCCUAGGUUUGGCGACCUCCAACAGCAUGGUAGGGGCCAUGGCUUGACAUAGGGCUCCGCCACAGCCGAGCAUCGGUUGUUGGGAUGUCGGUCAUAGACAUCAUCACGACAAACUCGCCUCGUGUGCGCAACUCUGGACUACUCAAUUUCCGAACUCUCUGUCCGGGGAAGGGUCGUCCCCCCUGUGUUCCGGACUGGUGGACUACAAAGAAUGAUUUUUUUUUUCAUUCGAGUCAGAAAACUUAUGUUUGAAAAGAAUGCCGAUACGUUUCGCUGGAAAUAAUGGUUCGUUCCCGGGCGCUAGCGGAUAUAAAUACUGGAAAAGUGCUUUCCUCUCAGCUGAAGAAUUUUGAGUGAAGUCUCUUUUCUAUGCCAACCCAGUGACUCGAACGUGAAUUUUGAAUCACGCACAUGUCCUGAAGUCCGUUUAUUUUCAAGUACUCAUACCAUCCGAACGCAGAUAUCAAAUUCACUGAUACGUCCGAAAGCGAACCAUGGACACACGGAAGUGCGAUGCCUGUAUUUGACAAUUCAGCCGGAUCUGAUAUUGAACUGGCCGGACUGAUAAAGAAUCUGGAUUGUGUUAGGAGCGGAUAAGUCUUCCGAAGACAUGGUUGUACAAUGUAGUAAGGACUCUGUUGCCAAAUCCGGCAAUUUCUUAGGAACAGACACUGCAGUCUUUGAAAGACUUGUGAAUAAUUUUUAACUUGAAUAUUUUUGUUGUCACGUUUUCUUUCAUCAUGUGUGUUGUUUUCCUCAUCAUUGUCAGGUCAUGAUCAAAGACGGCAUUUCAUCA
This is a messenger RNA of Uloborus diversus, 1399 nucleotides long. Its product is annotated as transcription factor GATA-3-like. The record is from RefSeq and is a predicted model, not a curated record. Lineage: Eukaryota; Metazoa; Arthropoda; Arachnida; Araneae; Uloboridae. Gene Ontology annotation, molecular function: RNA polymerase II cis-regulatory region sequence-specific DNA binding; zinc ion binding; DNA-binding transcription factor activity, RNA polymerase II-specific. The transcript has 3 exons. The annotation marks the transcript as partial. Gene Ontology annotation, biological process: cell fate commitment; positive regulation of transcription by RNA polymerase II; negative regulation of transcription by RNA polymerase II.